UGCAGCAGCGUCUCGACGACACUCAAAAGUGAGCACACCCAUAUAUUCACAUACAUACAAACUUACUUUUGGACCUAUAUAGGAGAGCGAACGAAGGCUGAAGUGCGACGUGUCUACAUUUGAAAGGGAGUCUAGGUGCUACCAAAUUGGGUGUUAUCGUGGCUAUGGCAGAAAGUAGUAGCCCCGACGACUCUCAAGGCCUUCACAGUAACUACAAGGGCGCCGCGACCUCCUCCGCUGGGGGGACGGGCGAAGGGGGCAUCAAGGAGCAAGACCGCCUCCUCCCGAUCGCGAAUGUGGGGAGGAUCAUGAAGCAAAUCCUGCCCCCGAAUGCGAAGAUCUCGAAGGAAGCCAAAGAAACGAUGCAGGAGUGCGUGUCGGAAUUCAUCAGCUUCGUUACGGGAGAGGCGUCCGACAAGUGCCACAAGGAGAAGAGAAAGACUGUGAAUGGAGAUGAUAUAUGCUGGGCUCUUAGCAAUUUGGGCUUCGACGACUAUGCGGAGCCCAUGAGGAGGUACCUGCAGAAGUAUAGAGAGAUGGAAGGGGAUAGAGCCGCUUCGGGGAGUCAUAGUAACAAAGCGAGUGGCUCUGAUGCCAGGGAUCAAUCUCCGGGAUCUGGUCAUCAUUUCAUGUUUAAUGCUAUGGGGGACGGGAGUAAUGAUCCUUCGUCGCGGCAAUUUUAGGCUCUUUGGGGCUACUGAGAUGAGUGUACAAUACCUAGUUUUAUCUGAUAAUUGAGUUGAUAAAGAAGAUCAAGCUAUGAUUUACGCUGUGCAUCGGAUUUUAUUCAGUAUAAAGUCAGAUCAAAUCUUGUGUUUCUGCUUAAUUUGCUUGUAAGCAUUAAUUAUCUGCCAAGAACAACAAUAUGUUGUUUCGUUCUCUUUAAAUUGACAGAUUAGUUUCCAUUUGCAGAUGUUA
Molecule: messenger RNA, 918 nt
Organism: Ananas comosus (pineapple)
Lineage: Eukaryota; Viridiplantae; Streptophyta; Magnoliopsida; Poales; Bromeliaceae
Product: nuclear transcription factor Y subunit B-1-like
Exons: 1
Coding region: 165-683 (172 amino acids)
Biological process (GO): regulation of transcription by RNA polymerase II
Cellular component (GO): nucleus; CCAAT-binding factor complex
Molecular function (GO): RNA polymerase II cis-regulatory region sequence-specific DNA binding; protein heterodimerization activity; DNA-binding transcription activator activity, RNA polymerase II-specific
Source: RefSeq, a predicted model, not a curated record